AUGGGGGGGGUCUCCACUCUGAUUGGUCAUCUCUGCUCCAGAACUGGCUUCAAAAUUCCAUUGACUCCGCCUCCCGUGGCCCCCAUCUCCUUUCUGAGUUACAAUUGGCUCAGCAUCCAGGGGGCGGGACUCACCCGGGUCUGGUCCAGUUAAAAGGGUGGGAGCGGGCUGUGGCCCAUCUCUCGGGUAGUCUUCAGACAGCUGGUCCCGAAGUCCCAGGAACAUCCUCCUCUCCUCAAUCAUGGCUUGUGGUCUGGUCGCCAGCAACCUGAAUCUCAAACCUGGGGAGUGCCUCAGAGUGCGGGGCGAGGUGCCCCCGGACGCCAAGAGCUUCGUGCUGAACAUGGGCAAAGAUGGCAACAACCUGUGCCUGCACUUCAACCCCCGCUUCGACGCGCACGGGGACACCAACACCAUCGUGUGUAACAGCAAGGAUGGCGGGGCCUGGGGGGCUGAGCAGCGGGAGUCCGUCUUCCCCUUCCAGCCUGGAAGUGUUGUGGAGGUGUGCAUCUCCUUCGACCAGGCAGACCUAACCAUCCAGCUGCCUGGUGGAUACGAUUUCAAGUUCCCCAACCGCCUCAACCUGGAGGCCAUCAACUACCUGGCAGCCGAUGGCGACUUCAAGAUCAAGUGCGUGGCCUUUGAGUGAAGCCAGCCGGCCCAUGGCCCCCAAUAAAGGCAGCUGCCUCUGCUCCCCCUGAA
Messenger RNA from Globicephala melas (long-finned pilot whale), 702 nucleotides. It is a transcript of the gene LGALS1, whose product is annotated as galectin 1. Lineage: Eukaryota; Metazoa; Chordata; Mammalia; Artiodactyla; Delphinidae. The record is from RefSeq and is a predicted model, not a curated record. Gene Ontology annotation, molecular function: laminin binding; carbohydrate binding.